Molecule: messenger RNA, 12874 nt
Organism: Ctenopharyngodon idella (grass carp)
Lineage: Eukaryota; Metazoa; Chordata; Actinopteri; Cypriniformes; Xenocyprididae
Product: BAH and coiled-coil domain-containing protein 1
Exons: 29
Coding region: 379-8745 (2788 amino acids)
Molecular function (GO): chromatin binding
Source: RefSeq, a predicted model, not a curated record
CCGGAGUUGAGAGGCACGAUCGGCGCUGAACAAGAGAAUCGCCGUUUGGAGACUCGAUUCGCGACUUCAGUGGCCUAUAGAAGCCCGAGAGCGGCGAGCGACAACUGCUUCAAUCGUAUGAGGGGAACUAAGGACUUAACCACUGAAAUAUGCUUUUUAAAAUUAAGGGACAUUAUUGACCUGAAUAUUUUUUUCUUGAUUUCUAAUUAAAAUUAUUUAUUGUUAUGCACGGAUAUAACACACCAAAAAGAUGAUUGAGGACUUCAACCUGAGCAGGAGAGGCGAGCUUUCCGCUAAAACAAACGCAGACGGAUUACAGUACAUAGGUUUCAUCUGAUUUCCGCUUGGUUUUGGAUUAUAUCGGCUGUUUUCUUUGGAAUGGAGGGUCGUGAUUUCUCCGCUCCAGCACAUCUCCUUUCAGAGCGGGCCACUCUAGUGCAUCGCGCCGCCUCUCGCAUCUCCUCCUCCGGCCACGGCUCUGUGCAACAUGCGCCUCAUUUUCCACCCGGGAAAUAUUAUCCAUCCCAUUUACCGAUGGCGGCGCAUUCAGGCAGUGGACUGAUGGGCAAUUCCUCAGCCUCCUUCAUGGGGACGUUCCUGGCCAGCAGUCUAGGCUCCCCUCCCUCACACCCACCACACCCCUCUAGACCUCCGUCUUCUCCCUCCUCUCCUCCUUAUCGUGGGGGUCCUCACUCCAGUGCUUCUCAGAUCUGGUUCCCCCACUCACAUGAAGCAGUCCCAGGGUAUCCUCGCUUCUCAGGGAGUCUAGCCCACACCUUUCUUCCCAUAAGCCAUUUGGAUCACCAUGCCAACAGCGGGGUUCUCUAUGGACAGCACCGUUUUUAUGAUACACAAAAAGAGAACUUCUAUUUAAGAAGCCUUCCGUCCCAGCCCCCACUCAUCUCAGCCAAUCACAACAUCCAGCCUAUGUCAAGGGCAGGAUCAGGACAACCCCAGGGCUCAUGCAGCAGGGACAGAGAUGCAGGAAGUGGGGUGAGCCUACACAAGGGCCUUAAAGAGCCUAGCUUAGACAGAGGUGUGGUUUCAGCUGCAAAAGAUAAAGACAGGUCUAGUAGUAAACAUGAUUCUAAAGACCGUCAUCACCACCAACUACCCCAUCAUCACUCCCAUCAACCUCAGCUCCACCCACAACACCCAGUCACUAUGGAAGAGAUGAACGGCAGGGGACACAAAGUCACUCUGCCUAUGGAGUACAAGGAGCAUCCACAAAGCAUGGGAAAGCCUCUUAGUGCCUGUCUGCUCAAUGGGAAGAUGUUAAAUGGGGACCAUGGGACUGGGGCAAAGGGCUCCAUGACUACUUGCAGUGGGGAUGGUGUGGGUAGAGGUAAUGUAGGGUCCAAUAAUGUCCAAAACAGACAUUUGGGUGGUGGAACUAACGGGCGCUGUGGUAAAGAGGCAAUAAGUGGGGAGAUGCGGAUCAGUGAACAGCCUCCUACGGACUGUCUAGAGCGUGGUCAGGCACUGCACCAUUCUCUGUCCUACUCAGUGCCUCCUCCACUGCCCAUGGCCUCAGCUGCUGGAGGGGGGCAUCCAGGUGGCUUCCACUGUCUACAGCUCCAUCCUGGCCACCCCCAUCAUGCACACCACAACCGCCACUCACACCAUCACCCUGACUUUUUCUGCCCUCCACCGCCAGCCCCCAUGGGAAAUGCUUCCUUACAUGAUAAAGCGAUCAAUAGUGGUGGAUGCAGAGACCCCAAAGUGACUGGAGCCACAUUUGUUCCAUCUGUUAGCCACCUUGGGGAGAAAACCGGAGGCCCCUUCCAGAUGGGCAGCUCUGAGUGCCAGGGGGUUGGGGGCGGAGGGAACAGUGUCAAGGACAAGGCAAUGGAAAAGACUGGCAAUGGGGGGCAUCAUGGUAACUGGCCCAGGAAACAACAGCAACAGCCUCCAACCCAGCAGCAGCAUCCUUACAGAAAAGCUGAAAAAGCCCCUGACUGGAUGCAUAACCACAACCACCACCAUCACCUGCAACAGCAGCAGCAACAACAACAACAACAACAGCAGCAGCAGCAGCAGAGUCAUUCCCAGCAACACCAGACUGUGCGUUCCCGCAGUGCUGACUGCAUCAACAGUAUGGAAACGGACAUCUUCAGAUCUACACUAACUCAAGAGACAAAGGCUGUCCAUCCUUUACCCAAUCAACCCAACACAAGUUCCCAGCCCUACAGGGACUGCUCACACUCUGGGCCUCCAACCAUUUCCUCACCUCUUGCUGGAAAGAACAUGGCCCAGCACAUGGGUGGAGGAGGACAUGGAAGCUGCUCUAUGCAGCGAGAUGGACAGAAGGUUGCCCGCAUUCGUCACCAACAGCACAAUAGGGCUGGCCCGGAGACCCCUGGCACAGACAUGUCCCAGGCUAAUGGAAACCAAGAGAUGAAGCAGAAGAUGGAAAUUCCUUACGGCUACAACAAUAGUGCACAUCAUCACCCACAUCAGCAGCCAUCAGUGCUGCAUUGGGACAUGCAACCCCAUCACAUCCACUCUGAAGAGAACCAGCACAAAGCUUACAUGGAACCUAACAGUGGAGCUGCCAACAACAGACCGCCUACACAACAGCAGCACCAGACAGCAGGAAUGGGCCCCCCUCCUCCUCCCCUUCAUCCAGCUCCUCCUCAAAACCAGCAGGAGGUCACAAGCUCACAGGGGGAGAGCAGUGCUAUGAAGAACCUUCUGAAAUACAGCAACCAGCAGCCUCUCCUCCUGUCCCAAAAGAGCCCAUUUGGAGGGCUCGGGAACCUCAAAACAGGGCCAAAUGGCACCAGUUGCUCUCUUCAGGGAGGCAAGCAGACCCUACCCUCCAGGAAAGGCCAAAGCCAUGAAAACGAGAGAGCUGAUUGUGGGGGACGGGGCCGAGAGAUAGGUGAGGCCCCACAUGUAGAGGGGGAGGUUCGACAGCCUCCAGUAGGGAUUGCAGUUGCUGUGGCAAGACAGAGAGACCCUCCAUGCCAAGCAUCAGGCAGCCAUCCCAGCAGUCGACAGGGGCGGGUGCACUCCACCAUGAAAGGCACUGCACGCUCCAUGUAUCCUUCAGAUUCACCAGGAGAGGAGGAGAGGAAAAGGACAAGUGUAGAGCACAUGGGCCACCGGUGCCUAGAGAGAGAACGAGACGUGUUUAUCAGGGAUAACAAGGAAAGAGUGGAAUUUGCACACAUCCAUCCCUCUAACAGUUGCCAUGGUGACCUCACCUCUCAUAUCAUGGUGCCAGGUGGCACUUCAAUGCAGUCAAGCCAAUUAGGAGACCCAGCUGCACAUACACACUCUGCUCACCACCACUGGAUGCCACGCACAGGAAGUCCCUCCCUCUGGAUGACAGGUCACUCUUAUGGUAUUGGCCACACAGCUCUCCAUCAGAAUCUCCCCCCUGGGUUCUCUGCAGCUAUGCCUGCCCCUCUUCAGCCAGUUCUGCCCCUGCCCCAGGACCCCUCCACCCAACUGGUGGUGCUGCCCAGUGAGCCUGCCACCCACCCAGCUACCCAUCUUGAUGUGAUGGAGCAGUCUGGUCUGUGGCCCCCAGUCUACAGGGCCCGAGGGGCCCACUCCCACAUGCAGCAUCCUGCUGUGUAUCCUCGCUCACAGUUUCUACGGCAACAAGAGCUUUAUGCUCUCCAGCAACACCAGCAGCUGCAGCAUCAGCAACACCCCAGCCAUCACACGCCACCACCUCCAUCACAAAGAGCAGCAAACAACAUAGAGCUACAGCAGAGAACCAGAGUCGACCACAGCCAGGUGCAAAAGAAACCAGAAGAGCAGAGCAUGGAGUUAGAAGACAUCCUAUCUGAUCCAAGGACUCCCAAACCUGCUAAGUGCUAUGCCUAUGGCCCAUCCAACCGGGCCUCCUCACCUCCCAGGGGCUCUACUGCCCACUUGUCACCCUGCUGCCAGUCCCCUUGUAUGCGGCCUCACCCUAAAAGCACACCCUCUACUCCUUGCCCUGCCCCAAGUCCAGUAGCUGCAACACCCCGCUCACCAGCCAUUAGCCCUUCCCCAUCACAACUGCCCAAAGCUGUGGAGUCCCAGGAAAAGAGGGUGGAAGGGCAGCCGCCACAAGACUACCCUCAGUCCAUGGAGCCUGAUUUGCCACCUGGAUAUACCUAUCCAGAAAUCAACAUGGGAUAUAGGAAUGGCCCCACCACUCAAGACAUACAGCUUGCAGAACCUGCUGAUCUAGAGGAUGUUCGGACUGAACCUGUUGAACACUCUCCUCCAGCUCUUUCCAGCUUGGGAGAGGGCCUAGAAUGUCAUGCAAUGGUAAGGCCACUCCAAGAGCCACAAGAGCCAACAAUGGAAGUUAAUGCCACUAGCCCAGUCGAGGAACAUCCUGAGGGUGUGUUUGUGCAAGGGGAGGAAAUGGAGACAGUCAUGGCCAUGAGAUGCUGUGAACCCGUAGAGGCUAAUCAGGAAAAGGAGCACGCUGAGAUCAUUUGCACAACUGCUGAAGUUUCAGACUGUGAAGAAGGACAGAUACCUACCUUGUCGUCUGAGGAAGUAAUCCAUCAAGAAGAACCAAUUGUUACAUUUGAGGAAGAAGUGAGUGAAGAUAUACUUCCUCCAGAGAGCGAAGGCAAUGAGACACUAAAGGAACAGGGACCUCCACUACCACAACCAUGCAUCUCUGAUUGUUCACCCAAACAGCAGCCAAACACCACCGCCCAAGCAGAGGUAGCAGUGGUUGAUGAGGAGGAUCAAAAGGAAAACCGUGCAGAGGUUCCAUCUCUAACCGGGAAUACCUGCUCCCAGAGUCUCACUUCAAGUUACUGGAGUCUGGAGCUCCUCAUUGCUGCAGCCUUCUGUGGAGACUGUCCUCCUCCCUCUCCACCUUCCUCCUACCAAUCCCAGAGAUAUUGCAGCCCACUCAACUCCACCUAUCACGGCAUGGAACUGCUGAGUGAAUUGGCUGAUCUGGAACUGCAACGGUAUCACCAAAGUUGCAAUAAAACUCCAGGAGAAGAUCAAUGGAUUUUUGAUCUGCAGAGUCUUGCUACUUUGGCAGCAGCUCGAGCCCUUGAAUUGGGCUCACAGGAUAGCGCCACCACAGAUGCUGAGAUGCAGUAUCCUGCUAGAAGAACUCUUAACUUGCGCAGAAAAUGCAGCUGGACACCCCGCCAUGAGCCAGUGUGUCCAGUGAAAGGUGCCAUGGAUAGUAUGGAUGGACAGGAGUUGGAGAUGCGGGUGAGGCUGGCAGAGCUGCAACAGCGUUACAAAGAGAAGCAGAAAGAACUGGCCAAACUCCAGAGAAAGCAUGAUCACCAGAAAGAGGAGACUCCUCGUAGUCCAGCACGUCGAGGUCCUGGUAGACCACGCAAACGAAAAUCAGUCCCUGGUCUUGGCUCCGGGGCGCUUAAUGAACCCCAGAAAAAAGUAAAAUUGGUGGGGGCGGGCCUAAGUCCACUAGCAGAGGAGCACCGGGGAGGUGGAGACUCUCAGAAGAAGAAGAAAAAAUUGUCCAAUCGAGGGUUUAGCCGUCUCAGCUCUACACAGAUGAAGUCACAGUGUUACAGGAAGAAUAGCACCCUUGAUCAACAAAUAAGUCAUCUCAAGCAGAAGGUCUCAGGUGGACGACAUACAUCUGGAGCUGCGUCAAGAGACCGAGAGUUUUCCUCAACAUCUAAGAACCUGUACUCUGGCCACAGUAACUCCAAAAGAGAUUCCACACAGCUCAGCGCAGCCAAUGAGUCUGAGAGCCUGAGCGAUACAGCCACGAGUGGGGACAGCGGGACACAAGAGUGCUGGAAGAGGCACGAGCCAGUGGCAGUUAAAAGGGAAAGGAAGAAAAGUCCUGGAUCAGCAGUUUGUUUGCAGCAGUCAGGGGCCAGGAUCCCGCAGGGCAGGGGACAGGAAGUGGAUGAGGACGGGGAGACAUCCCCCCUAGAGAGCGAGUCCUCUGAGCAAGAAGAAGAUGAAGAGGAAGGCAGUUACGGCAGCGAGGAGGGCCAGGACAUCAAAGCUCCGGCGUUGAGGGAUCUGUCGGCUGUUACAGGCCCCUCCCCUUUCUCUGUUGUCAAACUGGAAGCCAAUCAGAAGGCAAAGAUUAAGCGGGAACGACAAGAACUUUAUGGAUCUCAGUAUCGUGCUGUAACAGAAGGGGACGUGAAGGUGAAACGGCGGGCCCCCUGUAGAUCCGUCACCGUCCCCAAACCACUAGGUGUCAGAAGGCGACCAGGGAGGCCCAGACUGCAGGACAAACGCUGGCCUGGGAUCGCGGGCAGGCCGGGUCAUUACAGAAAGAGCAGCAGCCUUCUCUCAUUUCCCAGCAGCAGCAGCGAGAGGCUGAAGAGAGCCACAAGGAAGAGCUCCAUGCUGAGAGCCACGAGGAGAAGUUACUUAUCGACCGAGGCCCAGUCGCCAGACAGUGAUGAUAACGGCAGUACUCGGAGAACCAGGCUACGAGAGUCUAAAGGUCGAGCGGUCAGCCGUCUGAUGGAGAGUUUUGCAGCAGAUGAGGGCUUCCACCUGGGUGAGGACAGUAGCUUCUCAGACGAGGAUGAAGAGAGGAAGGUGUCCUCAAAUGGCAGAUUUGCUCCAGCUCCUCCGAACUGUGUUCUGACCAAAGAGCUUCUGACCGAUGGACUCAAGGUUCUGAUCUCCAAAGAAGAUGAACUACUGUAUGCUGCCCGUGUGCAAACUCUGGAGUCACCUGAUGUCUACAGUAUUGUUAUCGACAGGGAGAGAGGAAACCGACCCAGAAUCUACUCCCUGGAGCAGCUCUUGCAGGAAGCCGUACUGGACGUACGCCCUGACACUGAGACUGUGCUAACAGAAGGGACUAGAGUGUGUGCUUACUGGAGUGAGCGCUCGCGUUGUCUUUACCCGGGAUAUGUGCGAAGGGGUGGUGAUGAAGGUAAACCUGGUGGGGUUAUGGUGGAGUUUGAUGAUGGAGAUAGAGGGUGGAUCUCUCUCUCUAAUAUUCGCUUCCUUCCUCCUGGAUAUCAAAUCCAAUGUGCUGAGUUGAGUCCUGUGCUUGUCCCUGAGGGGCAGCUUGGCAAAAAUAGCUAUAUGCAAGAAAGCAGGACUGCAAGAACAGACAGAUACAAAACUCAGGACAAGCCAGUCAGAAGACCAGGGAGGCCUAAAGGUUCAGGGCUAAAGAAGUCUCUCUUAGACAGUGUAGCCAAGAGCUCAGUAUCUGCUUUGACAUGGCCAUCAGUGGCUGCACCCAGGAAGAGAAUGCCUGUUAACUUUUUCCAGCUCAAUGGCUCAGCUUCGAAGAAGGCCUUGAAAGGCAGGGUGGCGGAAACAUCCUCUCGACCUUCAGUAUCCAUGACGACACCAACCAAAGGCCUCUUUAGCAGUAGCUCUUUUGAGGUAGACUCCUUCAGCAGCAUAGCUAAUGGUUAUUCAUCCUUUGGGAGCCAAACAUCUGGGAUUUCACUAGAGGGCAAGAACACCUCUUAUGGUCAAAAGAAGAGGACUGAGGAGCCAGCACCACCUCGGGGCAAGAAAGCAGAAUUUCUAGUCAAAUUGGACCAUGAAGGAGUAACAUCUCCAAAGACCAAGAACAGUAAGGCUCUCCUGUUGCUGGGAGCCUCAGGAUUUGGCUCCAAUGGUGUAGGUGGUCUUCCCAGGGCAGAGGCUUAUUCACACCCAGUUCUACUGGUCAAGGACAACAGGAGAGGUGAUGGCUCACGAGCAGAGCUCCUGCUGAAAGGGACAUCAGUCCAGAGGAAGCCCCCACCAUCAAUGCCCAUGAGUGAGUAUGGAGACUUGAACAUUGGCUGCCACAGAGACUGCCACAGCUCUUACUCAGACAUGGAUGAGGAAGAGGAAGAGGUGAAGAGAAGGACAGGUAGUGCUGCACUUGCUUCUGCCUCUGGAGGUUUGAGAACAGCUGGCCAAUUUCUCUCACGCAUCUCAGUUUCCUCAUCUUCCUCAGGUUCUUCCAGCUCCUCCAGCUCAGGCUCUCUUUCGAGUUCCAGUCUGUGCUCUUCUGAAAAUGACUCAUCUUACAGCUCAGAGGAUGAGGAAAGCUCCACGCUGCUACUCCAGAGCUGCCUGACCCCUCACCAUUCAUUGCUCCAGACCCCUGAACCCCCUGUGGGACCCCCACGGCACACCUUUGUGGCCAAAGCUGUGGCCGUGUCCACUGCCAAAGAAGGGCAUAGCAACCACAGUGCUAGCAGCAAGCCACUGAAGAGGAAAGAGUGUCCUAGUUCACUCUCCAAAACCUCUAAAGAUCUAGUUAAGAGGCAACGGCUUCUAGCAGACCAGACCAAGCCCAGAGUGUCACCCAUCCUGCCAUCAAGACAGCUGUGGAGGUGGUCAGGAAGCCCCACACAACGCCGUGGACGUAAGGGAAAGGCACGGAAGCUUUUCUUCAAGGCCAUAGUACGUGGCAAGGACGUGGUGCGGGUAGGAGACUGUGCUAUGUUCCUUUCUACUGGGCAGCCUCAUUUGCCAUUGAUCGGCCGCAUUGAGAGUUUCUGGGAAUCGUGGCAGAACAGUAUGGUCGUGAAGGUCAAGUGGUUCUAUCACCCUGAAGAGACCAAGCUAGGCAAGAGACAUCGUGAUGGCAAACAUGCCUUGUACCAGUCAUGCCAUGAGGAUGAAAACGACGUCCAGACAAUCUCUCAUAAGUGCCAGGUGGUCACACGUGAGGAGUAUGAGCGAUUGACCCGCAACAGAAAGUCCGAUGGGAGCUAUCAUGACCUGUACUACCUGGCCGGCACCUACGACCCCACCAGUGGGCAGCUGCUCACUGCAGACGGGAUGUCCAUACUCUGUUAGCACUGGACUUGCAUGUCUGCGUAUACUACUGAGUUGUCUUUGGUCCAAAGUCAGAGUUGCUGCAUUGCAAGUAAGAAGCUGGGGGGGCACUGGACGCUCUGACAGGAGGACCAGGAGGUAGACUACCACCCUCAUACCCACAAACCGUCUACUCUGGGAAGAUAUCUGCAUGAUCCUCUAGCGAUACCUUAGAGUAGAUGCAGUUUUUCCAUGGUCCUAAUUCUCUUCUGAGGUUAUCUAAUGGACAUAUUGUGGAUAUAAUUUUCUAUGAACCGUUUAUCUGAUCUUAGAUCACCAAAGCAAAACUCUUGGUUUGGAGAACAUGGCGGAUGACUGUGAAGACUUGAGCCAUGUUGUAGGCGGUGGCGGUGUUGGGCGCUCUCCGCACGUCACUUUCAUGAUUCCAGGGAUAUUUAAGUACAUAUAAGUAAAUAUAUAUAUAUAUAUAUAUAUAUAUAUAUAUAUAUAUAUAUAAUAUAUAUUAAUUUCAUGUAUGUAUAUAUAGGGAAUUAUUUCCUAUCAAGCCAUACACUUCAGUACCUCUUAACAUGUCUUUUUAUUCAGGUGUAUAUUGUACAGGACAGGUUGCUUGUUUUUUUUUUUUUGUUUUUUUUUUUGUGUGUGUGUUAUUUUUGUUGAUGUCUAUAUGUAAAUAUUCAAAGCUAUUUUAUAUAAGUGUAAUGUACAGAGGCUUAUCUUGCCAUGUUUUGAUUGAUUUAUUUUUGUAUAAGUGGGUGAUCUAGUAGUUGUUGAUUUCUGUGAGAGGGUGAACUGAUGAUGUAUGCAUUGCACUGCACACGGCCUGCUGAUACAGUGAGAGAGGAGGCGUCCCUGCCCUGUUCUCUAUUUCAGGGAGAGGGGUUACAUGGGAUGCCAUCCUUUUAUCGGCUGCACUUUGGGCAUUUGUUCCUCUAAUGUCUUACUCCAAUUUGUUGUUGCUUAUGUUUGCAGACUCAACACUUUAAUGUUAAAACAAAGGGAAACAAGUAUUGACACUUUAAAAUCAUUCUACAGAUUUUAUUAUGAGUAGUAAUUUGACAUGAGUGAUUGAAUUUAAUCAUGUGAGUCUACAAAUAAGGAGAGUAAAAGGGUGAAUCUCAUAAAGAAAUGUCCAGGCCAUAAUUCACUUCAAAAUCAUAAAGAAAUUCUUCGCUUUGCAUAAACUGAUGCAGUUUAAACCCCCAAACUGUCAUUGCUGUAAUGUGGGAAAAUUGUCAUUCCCAUAAAUAUAAUACAUUCAUAAAAAUCAGAAAGUCUACCUGGACACAAUGAUUUGUUUGUUCCUGACCGAAUUUGUGAGAUUCACCUAAAACGCUGGUAUGUAAUACCAGAAGAACCUGAAAAAGAAUUCCGACAUGUGUUAUUACUGUAUCUGAUGCAUUUCUUUUGUUUUCAAAUGCAUCCUGCACUGUAUUUACAUAUUUCUUUGCUCAUUUUUAAAUUUAGCACCCAUCAAAAGGGGUAUUUCUGCUAACGGUGAAAUACACCUGAUUCUUUAUCUUAGUAUCCCAGGGUCAGGGCACUAAAAGCAAGGGAUUGUUCGAGCACUAGGCACAGCUGGAGUUCGUAGAGAAGUUGGCGUACAGUCAGACUGUACUCCAUGCACUCAUUUUUCACUGUGAGGGACAAUCGCAUUCAUGCAUGAAGGAGCAUCCACUGUUUGAAAGGCUCACACAAUCACAGCAUUCUUCUUUUGUGCCAAAAAUGGUCGUUUCUGAUUAUGCAAUCUUCACUGUAUUGUUCAAGUAUUAUAUAUAUGUAUUUUUUUUUUUUUUAAGUUGUUUUAUCAUUAGUGUUUAUUUAUUGUCAGUGUUACUGUUUUAUUACAAAACCAAUGGAUCAUGAUGAAAAUGUCUUAUUUGCCGCAAUCUAUUUGACCCAAAAAUGUGGCACUAAUGUUCAUGUGGCUUGAGCUACAGUCAGACCUUCACCUCUUGCCACCCCAUUGACAACUGCUCCAGCCCUGCAGGGGAAGUGACGCCAUUCACUGACCCCUCUGUUUCCUGACCGUUUACCCCAUCCUUUUAGAUUUACAAAUGGACUACCAGAAUGUCCCCAUGGUCACGUUUGGCCUUGCAACUUGCUUAUUGCAGAGAGCCCAAAAGGAAAGCAUAUACAAGGCUAUAUUUAGAAUAGCAUACUUCUCUUUCUGCUGGAGUAUAUAGUAUGUAUGCUGUACACAGAAUGCAUAUUUUCUGUAUACCUGGAGGACCUACAGUACCACAUUUGCCAAAAUGUGCAGUAUACAACAGAGCACGGAAUACUGUAUCCCACAAUACAGUGCGCUCAACUUGACCUUUCAUUUCCAGUGUGAUGUCUGAACCAGAAGCACAGCUCUCUCUUUCUUAGCUCAUCAUUUGAUCAGAAAGCCAAAUGUAAAUUACACACAAAAUUGGGUUUUUAUUUUCAAUAACUUGCUGCAUUAAACAAGCACUUGCUAUUUUCAAAAAAAUAGCAAGCAGUAAACAGUAUACACUUCACUGUGGAAGCUUGUUUCCGCCACUGAAUAAAAAAUAAAAAAAUUGCGACUUUUUAUCUCACAAUUAUGAUUUUUUUUUUCUUCUCACAAUUGCAAGUAUAUAUCUCGCAAUUCUGACUUUUUUCUCAGAAUUGCGAGAUAUAAACUUGCAAUUGUGAGAAAAAAAAAGUCAAUUACAAAGUUCAAUUCUGAGGGGAAAAAAGGCUGACUUUUUUCUCAGAAUUGUGACUCUAUAUCUUGCAAUUGCAAGUUUAUAUCUUGCAAUUCUGACUUUUUUUCUUGCAAGUGCAAGUUUGUAUUUUGCAAUUCGGACUUUAUAUCUUGCAAUUACGACUUUAUAGCUCACAAUUCUGACUUUAUAACACGCAAUUGCAACUUAAUAUCUUGCAUUUCUGACUUUUUUUCUUGCAAUUCUGACUUUUUUCUCAGAAUUGCACAUAUGUAUCUCGCAAUUCACACUUUAUAUCUCGCGAUUCAGACUUUACAACUCGCAAUUGUGAGUUAAUAUCUCACAGUUCUGACUAUAACACGCAAUUACAACUAUUGCUCACAAUUCUAACUUUAUAUCUCGCAAUUGCGUGUUUAUAUCUUGCAAUUCUUACUUUAAAAAAAAGUCAGAAUUGUGAGAUAAAAAGUCAUAAUUACCUUUUUUAUUUUUUAUUCAGUGGCGGAAAAAAGCUUCCAUACUUCACCAUAUUUACUAAGUACAAAGCUGAUAUUCCAUUCUGAAUAUAGCCUGGGCUUAUGACUUGUUCCCCAUUAAUAGUUUGACAUUAUAAAACCAGUAUAAUUGAUAUGUAUUAGGAUUUGAUUAGUUUUGUUUAUUUAAAAAACUAAAAAAAACUUGUAAUCAGAGCAAGGUUUAUAUAAAAUUGUCGUGUGUGUGUGUGUGUGUGUGUGCGCGCAAGUAUGUGUGCCUUUUUUGUACUCUGCCUUUAUGUUUGACUGUUUUGACACAAGAGGGCACUGGAUAGAGUUGUGAAUGUACUUAGCAUACGUUAAGCAUGCAUAUUAUCUAAGGACCUGUCUGUAAGUCACACAGCUCUAAUCGUUACACACAGAUUCAGAGUUGCUGUUAGACACAAUCUCCUUUUAAAUCAGGGGAGAAACUUAAUUAGUGUUCCCAAAUGAAGGUCAAAAGUGUUUUGUUGCAGAGGGAGCAAGGAUAUUCAGGUCAGCACGUCUGAUAUGUUACAAGAGCAGGUCACUUGUUCAUGGCAAAGGUGCAAUACUACUUUGGCUAAAUAUUUGAACGGCACUCAGCAUUUCUAAGCUUUUUGCAAAGGCUGGUGGGUAACAGGAAGUGAUAAGGAGGACGCAGGAACGUCUGUCCUACUAAGCAGCUUUCUUUAUGCCAAAAGGCAUGUACUUAAUAUUCCGCUUGUCCAAGAGUCUCUGAUACAUGAGAUGUUCUAACUUUGUUAAUGAAAAAUUAUGUAUAUCUUUAUAUCUGUUUAUUUUGUUCCAUUGUAUUUUUUUCUGUUCUUUGCUUUGAAACAUUGUAAAGAUUGUACAUGUGUAAAGUAAGGUUUGAUUUUGGGGUAAACAUUUUACAAAAAAAAUACUUUAUGAGUAUCAACUGUAAACGUGGUUUAGUAUUACAAUUUUUUAUAGAGGGCUUAUGAAUAAAUAUCACAUUAAAAAAAAAAA